AUGACAGCCAACCAGCUCGGAUCUGCUGGUACACAAUCAGCAAUGACCGGGGCCAAGACCGAACAACCGUGGCACGGUCUGCCAACGUUGGUUCGAUGGUUCAUCAGUACUCGGCAGUGGGAGGCGCGAGGCCUUGAUCUUCCAUUGAUCGACGCACUACGUCCUGCGGAGCAAGAAGCGAUUAGAAGGUAUCACUUUGCAUCCGACAGGCGCAUGUCACUGGCAUCGCAUCUUCUCAAAUAUCUUUAUAUACACCGCUCCUGCGGUGUGCCUUGGAAGCAGAUCGUCCUCAGUCGCACCCCCAAACCCGAAGGUCGACCCUAUUAUGCGUCCAAGACGGAGAUACGAGUAGAUUUCAAUGUCAGCCACCAAGCCUCCUUCACCAUUCUGGCGGGGGUCAUCGUGCCGUCCAAGGAACAACUUGCGCGACAAUCUGCUGCCCAAGGCGUGGUAGCAUCGCCGCCUAGAAUUGGAAUUGACAUCACAUGUGUCAGCGAGCGACGCAAGCCAAUGGAGACCAUGCGGGAAUAUCUCAAUUUCAUAUCAGCCUUUGAUUCCGUAUUCUCGCCACAAGAAAUGGCUAUCAUGCAAAAUCCGCUGUCGACGCUGCGGCGAGCGCGGGAUCUGGGCCUCGCCGAGGCCUUCCCUUUGGACGACGAAGCGACACUGAUCAAUUUUGGCUUUCGUCUGUUCUACUCACACUGGGCUUUAAAAGAGGCGUAUCUGAAAAUGACAGGUGACGCCCUCCUAGCAGACUGGCUGCAGGAACUUGAAUUCACAAACGUCAUUCCUCCACCCAUGGCGGAUCGUUUCGCUGCGCAAAGACCCGCGGGCAGUGAUUCCGGAGUGGACAACUGCCAAAAUUCCUCCCAGCAAUGGGGUGUGCCCUACACGGAUAUCAGGAUCUUCAAACAUGGCACAGAGAUUCACGGCGUACGGCUCCAGCUCGAAGCCUUUGAGGCUGAUUAUAUCCUUGCUAUCGCCGGUCAAGGCUGCCCUGUUGGUCCACUCUCUCAGCUACAGCUGGACGAUAGCCUCUCUCAUCAGAAACCGGCCACUACAACACAUGCGACACGCAUUCCUAUCAACACUCGCCUGGCUUUGGGCCAGUCCGACCCUUGGAACCCAGAAUGUGGCAUUCUCGAUCCGUGGUUGCCCGUGCAAGAAGUUGACAUUGAUCUUGACGUUCGGGCCUGUGCCGAAGGAAGGUGUUCCCAUUGA
This is a messenger RNA of Penicillium oxalicum, 1221 nucleotides long. Its product is annotated as 4'-phosphopantetheinyl transferase family protein. The coding region runs from base 1 to 1221 and encodes 406 amino acids. The transcript has a single exon. The record is from RefSeq and is a predicted model, not a curated record. Gene Ontology annotation, cellular component: cytosol. Gene Ontology annotation, molecular function: magnesium ion binding; holo-[acyl-carrier-protein] synthase activity. NCBI's taxonomy places the organism in Eukaryota, Fungi, Ascomycota, Eurotiomycetes, Eurotiales, Aspergillaceae.